CGACUCGUACCUUUUGGUAUCUCAAAAAGCAAUCUUACUACGCGUAGUUUUUUAAUAUCAAUCAUAAUGAACGAGACCUUUGACUUUUCUUCUUAUUGAAUGAGCUGGUCAAUCGGCUGGUUUACUUUUCGUCGGUUGAGAGAUCCAUAAGAAGAAGACAAACUGUUUCAACUUCUCUGUCUGAAUAAUUACCACAAGUCCAGAAGCUUUUUUGUUUUGUUUUUGUGUUCGAGAAGCAUAGAGUUUUCCAGAAGCAAAGUUUGUUUUUUUCUCUCUGAUUUAAUACGAAAAGGUGUCUAGAUUCGUUGAAUUUCAUUAAGGGUUUUAAGAAGCUUCUUGCUUUCAUUACUAAACAGUGUUGGGUUUAAGAUAUUCCUCUCUCACUUUGUUAAAGUUCAAAGCUCUUUUUAUCUUUUGGUUCUUGAAGUUGAAGCUUAUAGUUGAUAACAAGAGUCUCUUUGUUCUGCUCUUGAAGCUACUAGAGAUGGAUGAGAGUAAUCAUGGAGGUUCAUCAAGCUCACUCCCACCAUUCCUCACCAAAACAUACGAGAUGGUUGAUGACUCCUCAUCUGAUUCAAUCGUCUCGUGGAGUCAGAGCAACCGAAGCUUCAUCGUUUGGAACCCACCAGAGUUUUCCAGAGACCUUCUUCCUAGAUUCUUCAAGCACAACAACUUCUCUAGCUUCAUCCGUCAGCUUAACACAUACGUAAGUGUCAAGUUAUCGCUCUGUUUCUCUUAACCUAAAUCAAAUAAUCUUCCUUGUGGUUCAAGUUUAGUUGGGACUUAUAUCUAUGUAGGGUUUUAGAAAAGCUGAUCCUGAGCAGUGGGAGUUUGCGAAUGAUGAUUUCGUGAGAGGUCAACCUCAUCUCAUGAAGAACAUUCAUAGACGCAAACCUGUUCACAGCCACUCUCUACCUAACCUCCAAGGUCAACAGAACCCGUUGACCGAUUCAGAACGGCAGAGAAUGAGUAACCAGAUCGAGAGACUGACCAAGGAGAAAGAAGGGUUGCUUCAAGAGUUACAUAAACAAGAGCAAGAACGAGAACUGUUUGAGCAACAAGUUAAGAUGCUAAAAGAUCAGUUACAACACAUGGAGAAGCGUCAGAAGACAAUGGCUUCUUACGUCUCUCAGGCGUUGGACAAACCAGAUCUUGCUCUGAACCUCUCCCCGUGUCUACCGGAGACGAACGAGAGGAAAAGAAGACUCCCUAGGAUGCUGGAAGAUAACCAGACAAGUGUUGUUGUGAGAGAGGAAGGUUCAACGAGCCAUUCAGAUGAAACAGAACAUCAGGUGGAACAGUUAGAGUCAUCAAUAGCGGUUUGGGAGAAUCUUGUAUCUGAUGAAUCUUGUGAGGGCAUGGAACAAUCAACAAGAAGCAUGAUGACACUUGAUGUGGAUGAAUCGUCUACUUGUCCUGAAAGCCCUCCUCUUUCUUGCAUACAGCUAAGUAUAGACAUAUGUCCUAAAUCUCCUCCUCCUUCUCCAAGGACCAUCGACAUGAACUCUGAGCCUGAUAUUUCAAAAGAACAGAACAUUGUUGCUCCUCCUCCUCCUCCUCCGGCAGCAGCAGGAGUGAAUGAUGUCUUCUGGCAGCAGUUUUUGACAGAGAAUCCUGGCUCAGCCGAGCAACGGCAAGGUCAACCAGAGAGGAAGGAAGAUAAAGCUGAAGAUCAAAGUGAGAAAUGUUGGUGGAAUUCGAAGAAUGUAAAUGCAAUUACAGAACAGCUUGGACAUCUGACUUCUUGAGAGAGAGCGAGAGUCAAUGAUCUCUAUUUUAGAUCUGUUUUUUAGUUUCUUGUAACAUAUGUUCGGUUCAUUGUAUUAGGUUAUAAACAUUUGAGUCGGGUUCUGCUUUUCAUUGUCGCAUGUAUGAUUAGGCAUGAGCACGGAUCAAAUAUCCAGGUUUUUGAGCGUAUUUGUGAUUGUUUCGUAUGUUAUGGAUAUAUAAUUUUCC
Molecule: messenger RNA, 1956 nt
Organism: Eruca vesicaria subsp. sativa (arugula)
Lineage: Eukaryota; Viridiplantae; Streptophyta; Magnoliopsida; Brassicales; Brassicaceae
Source: the annotation of a GenBank genome assembly